This is a messenger RNA of Rhodofomes roseus, 750 nucleotides long. RefSeq lists its product as uncharacterized. The coding region runs from base 1 to 750 and encodes 249 amino acids. The transcript is spliced from 6 exons. NCBI's taxonomy places the organism in Eukaryota, Fungi, Basidiomycota, Agaricomycetes, Polyporales, Fomitopsidaceae. The record is from RefSeq and is a predicted model, not a curated record.
AUGUACUGGAGGCUUACCCGUACCCGUACCCGCGAGGGUGGUACCCGCCCGGCGGGUACGGGUCAGUCGCGGGUCUCGCAGGUUGGCGCGGGUGCGGGAUUGGCGACGGCUCAAGCGGGCAAGGAGAGCGGCGGACGGCGAGUGAGCGUGCGAGGACGCGCGCAAUCGCGCGGGCAAGCAGGGCGUGGGCGUGCGGGCAUGCGUGCGGGAAAUCGCAAGCGCGAGGAGCAACUUGAACUCGGCGGCGGGCAGGCAUGCCGCGUGCGUGCAUGCGAGCGCGCCGGGUGUGCGAUCGCGCAGGUGGGCGGUCGACAGGAGUGGGUGGGUGGCCACUUCCCUGGCAGUUUGAGCCCCACAGUCCGGCAGCCACCGCGCAGCCUCUACUACGUAACUGAAGGCUACUGGAACUAUGCGUCGUCGUCGGACUAUUCCUACGUUUACCUCAUUCCGACAGGGCCCAGCCCAAACCUUCGACCGUCUUCGAUUGUCGUCCUCGCCUCAAAACCCGCGUUCGGACUUAUGAGUCAUCAGCGCGCAGCUGAUGUUCGCCUAGAUCAGGCCAUGGCCAAGCACCCCAGCUGCCAUGUCGGACUGAUCACACCAGCUAAGCCGCCUGUCUCGCCGCUCUGGCCAGCGUGGGUAGUUCAUAUAACGUUGUUGAAGAUAACGUACUCUGUCAUGUUGCUAUUGUUAUCGUUUGCUCGUCUCGGUGUGACUGUUCUCUCUGAUUACUACCUAGUGCUCCCGUAA